UGCGUAGGCGGAAGUGAACAGUGGCAGGAGGCAACAUCCGCUUGAGACGAGAUUGCCGGUGAAGGAAGAAAAACUCAAUUAUGGCUGCAAACAGCAGCUUUCAACUUUCGGGUGGCUAUAACGACAAGCCCCCAUCGUCAACUGGCAGUGGCGACGCGGACUUGGCUAGUGAUCCCGCUAGUAGUGGAUUUUUCAGUAACGAUUUCAAGAGGCAUGAUGAUCUUAAGACCAUGCUGGACGGGAACAGAGAUUCACACAAGCUGGAGGCCAUGAAAAGGAUAAUUGGGAUGGUUGCGAAGGGCAAGGAUGCUUCAGAGCUAUUUCCUGCUGUUGUGAAAAAUGUUGUUUCAAAAAAUUUGGAGGUGAAGAAGCUGGUCUAUGUGUACCUGACCAGGUAUGCUGAGGAGCAGCAGGAUGUAGCUCUGUUGUCAAUCAGUACUUUCCAGCGUGCACUAAAGGAUCCAAACCAGCUGAUUCGCGCCAGUGCCCUGCGCGUAUUGUCCAGUAUCAGGGUGCCCAUGAUUUCACCAAUCAUGAUGCUGGCCAUCAAAGAGGCUGUGGUGGACAUGUCGCCCUACGUCCGAAAGACGGCAGCACAUGCCAUCCCUAAACUUUACAGUCUUGAUCCAGAAAACAAAGAGCAGCUAAUAGAGGUCAUUGAAAAACUGCUUGCUGACAAAACUACUCUGGUGGUGGGGAGUGCUAUUCAGGCAUUUGAAGAAGUUUGCCCAGAGCGGAUUGACCUUAUCCACAAAAACUUCCGCAAGUUGUGCAAUCUCCUGGUGGAUGUUGAGGAGUGGGGACAAGUUGUCAUUGUCAACAUGCUCACUCGCUACGUCAGGACACAGUUUGUCUCGCCCAACCAAGGGGAGAGUACAGAAGAAGUGAAGGCGUUUUAUGAGGAUUCUGAGAAAGAGGAAGAAGACGAAGAAGAAGAAAAUGAAAAUGAAGGGGAAUCUAAAAGUAAACCAUAUGUGAUGGACCCAGAUCACCGGUUGCUGCUAAGACAGGCUAAACCCCUCCUCAACAGUCGCAAUGCUUCAGUUGUGAUGUCGGUUGCUCAGCUGUAUCAUCAUUGUGCCCCAAAAGCAGAAGUAGGAGCAGUUGCAAAGGCUCUCAUCAGACUCCUCAGGAGCCACAAAGAAGUGCAGUACAUCGUCCUCAGUAACAUCGCCACAAUGACCAUCAACAGGAAGGGGAUGUUUGAGCCGUUCCUGAAGAGUUUUUACAUCCGGUCCAGUGAUCCAACUCAUAUCAAACUGCACAAGUUGGAGAUUUUGACUAAUUUGGCAACCGAGACCAAUAUAUCAACUAUAUUGCGGGAGCUUCAGACUUACGUGACCAGCAAUGAUAAGGAUUUUGCUGCUGCCACGAUUCAAGCUAUUGGACGCUGUGCCAGUAACAUCGCAGAGAUCACAGAUACCUGUCUCAACGGAUUGGUUCACCUUAUGUCUAACAGGGAUGAAAGUGUUGUGGCUGAAAGCGUUGUCGUUAUAAAGAAACUGCUACAGAUGCAGAAUGGCUCACGGAAAGUGCCAACUGAGCACAAGGAUAUCAUUAUACACAUGGCCAAGAUGGUGGACAACAUCACAGUUCCCAUGGCGAGGGCAAGCAUCCUCUGGCUGAUCGGAGAAUACAGCGAGCGUGUCCCUAAGAUAGCCCCAGACGUCCUCAGGAAGAUGGCCAAGUCUUUCAUUGAAGAGGAGGACAUAGUCAAGCUACAAAUAUUGAACCUGUCCGCAAAGUUGUGCAUCACCAAUGCGAAGCAGACUAAACUUUUGUGUCAGUACGUCUUUAACUUGGCCAAGUACGACCAGAACUAUGACAUCCGUGACCGCUCCCGUUUCCUGCGACAACUCAUCCUGCCUGGGGAGAAGGGUGGCGCCUUAGCCAAGUAUGCUAAGAAGAUAUUCCUGCACACCAAGCCAGCACCUGUCCUUGAGUCAAAGUUCAAAGACCGGGACCAGUUCCAGCUAGGCACACUGUCCCACAUCCUCAACACAAGGGCCACGGGGUACCAAGAGCUUCCCGAGUGGCCAGAAGACGCCCCUGACCCGAGCGUACGUAACAUAGAGGUCCCCACGCCCUGGGAAACCAAGUUCCCCUCCAAGAAGAAGAAACCAGAAAAGGAAAAGAAAUCCUUCUACUCCGAUUCAGAGGAGUCCAGUUCAGAAGACGAUGACAGCGAUGAGGACGAUAGCUCUAAUGAAGAUGAUGAUGAAGAGGAGGAUGAAGAUAAUAUUGAAGAGGACAGCUCCGAUGAAGAGGAUGAGGAUAGCUCCGAAGAAGAGGACAGCUCAGACGAGGAAGUUGUCACUCCUGUCAAGAAAGUCAGUAAAAGUCAGAAGAAAGUUUUGUCGGAUGAGGAUGAAGAUGAAACGGAGGACUCCUCUGAGGAAGAAAGUUCAGAGGAAGAUAGCGAUGACAGCGACAAGAAACCACCACCUAAACCUAAAAAGAACCAGGCCAAAUCUGCACCUGUUAAGAAAACCAAAGCAGAACCAGCCAAGCCAUCACACGAUUUAUUAUUGGACCUUGACGAUUUUGGACCACCAGGGGGCGGGUUUGCUAGCUCUACCGGAACCCCGGCCGGUGACCUGUUGACCCCCAGUCUAGCGGGCAGCAUGUCUAACAUGUCUUUAGGCAGUGCUAGCAUGUCUGCCAGUAACAGCAUGAAUUUUAAUCCAUCAUCAAUUCCAUCCAAAGUUUAUGAACUCGUGAACAGGAUGGCGGGCAAGGGUUUAACUAUUUCUUACAAGUUUACCAGAACUGUUUCAAUAUUUUCCCCCAAAAUGGUCUCCAUAGAGAUGACAUUUGUGAACACUAGUGAUAAUACGAUUUCUGGGAUUAAAAUAGAUAAUAAGAAAUUACAGCCUGGAAUGGAAAUUCAUGAUUUCCCCGAAAUUGCUUCUUUGGGACAAGGCGCAUCUACUUCAGUGCUGCUGGCUAUCAACUUUAAUGACACAACCCAGCCAGCUAAGUUUGAUAUCUGUACCCAGGACACUAAGUUUGCCGCCAGCAUCACGGCUCCUGUAGGAGAACUUCUACUGCCCCACACCAUGAGUGAGAGUGAAUUUUUACAGCAGCAAGGAAAACUUGGUGGCAUGCAUGAGAAUUCUGGAAAUGUGAAGUUAGCACCGUCCAAGUCCGAUCCCAAGUCUAUUUGUAUAUGUGUUCACACUGUUGCCAAUGUAUUACAAGUGCCCUCCUCGAAUGAAAACCUGUUCAUAUUCGCCGCUCGCACAUUAGCCACGGGUACUCUUACACUAAUAUCGGUCCGGACCAAGGACGAAACUGCCAAAUUGACCGUUAAUUGUGAGAAAAUGGUCAUCGGCACGAUGCUGCACAAGGAAAUUAAGAACCUGCUGAGCAAGAGCUAGCCUCAAAUAUUUCUGAACAACAAGUUUUUAUAAAAACAAAAAAUUUAUAAACCAGUGCUUGAUAAACAGAAAUUCUUUUCUCAAAGUUCUAUAAUUAUUUUGGUUCUAUAAUUAUUUUGGACCUAUCUUAAGUAUUAAUGUGAAAUAUGUUUACUGUUGUGGCUACUGUUUGUAAGUGAACAAAUUGGAGGGGGUUGCAAUGUAACAUAAGUAGUCUUAGCUGAAAGGCCAGUUCUCACAUCAGCUGUUCAUGUUUAAGAUGUAUUCUUGAGGGGAUGUUGAACAAUUUUUGUUUUGUCAACAUUUUAUUUUAUUAACAUUUUACGUUGUCGAUGAAAGCUAAACAUGUAUUGUAUUUAUCCUACGAUAAAGCCCAAGGGGGCAAGCACCUAAUUUCUGACUAUAUUGUGGUUUAAAACGGGUGUGGCGAUAUGUUGAAAUAUACAGGAAAUAUUGAAAAGAAAAGAUGAAAAGGGGACAUUAAAAACAUGUUGGCAGUAAGCAAAAUGAAAUAUUAAAGAUGACUUUGGGGGCAUGAAAUUGACUUUUACUGAUAUGUUGCAAAUUGAAUUUUCAAUAUGCUGUAAAGUGAAUAUUUUAUUGGUUGUUUUUUUCACACAUUUGAGUGAGUAUAACUUUGCAAUGCAGCGAUUCUCACUUUCUAUGUUGUCAUUAUGUUCACAGCAUUAUAGGAAAAUGAUAUAUGUAGGUACCUUUUAUCCUGAUAUGUCAAAUUAUUUUGGAAGAAUUCUUAAAAUUCAAGUGUUAUAAGGUAACUAUCUAUUUAGUCCUGAUGACAGAUUGUUAGUGUUUAUUAAAAGUGGCUGAUUUAAACAUAAACGCAAAAACAACUUGAUACAAUGCCACACAUUUCAUUUUUCACUCUACUGACUGCCAGCAUUUUUCAAGGUUCUGAUUUUCCUUCUUGAUUCUCAUUUUGCGUUUAAUUUUUCUUCCAUAUAUCACCAAACCUCUUUACAACAUCACAAUUGUGCUGGACAAAUGGCGGCAUUAUAACAAGGUGACACUGUAUGAGAGGUCGUCAACAUCAGGUAGCAUUGCAAUGUCACAUACGUAUGAGUGACAGCCAAUAUGAAAUUGAAUGUAGUGUAACUGACAUAUGUACAUUUAGAUUAACGAGUUAUGUGACGUAUGUUGCCGCAUCACUGCCUCCUUGCCUGUUAUUCUAUUUGUAACUGAUACGUAUGCUUUCUAUACAAACAUGCAGCUUUGUCAAGCCUACAUUUGUGCAUGAACGUUAUUGUUUCGUAAAUUUUCACAAUUCAUUUCUGGUUCGAUCAUUAGAUAAAAACUUGUUGACUCCAUGAAUGUGUGUUGGGGAAAAUUGCAAUACAAAUGCAUUAUGAUAGUUUUAGGUGAAAUAAGACUUUUCAAAAUCAUUUUGACCAUGGAAGGGGUCAUUUCCAUUAUCCAAACAGUAAUUGAGGUUAAAAUUUCCUAUGCUUUUGUUAAUGGAGAUGAGUAAACAUUUUGUGCUUUGUAUUUGGAACACAUAUUUUUAACUGUACUUUAGGAAUAAAUUAACACAAACAGAGGGAAAGUAGCAAUAUUUUAUCAGACAUUUCACUGCAAAUAUGAUUUAAUGGUUCAGAGAAUAAAAGGGAAAGUAAAUUGUUUACAGAAAAAAAGGGAAAUCAUCUGUGGCACAAAACAGCUUGGUCAUUUGAAAAUCGAGAAUACUGGGUUUAUCUUCAGUAGAAAAAUACUGUAUAGUGUAAUUAUUAUCAAACUUUUCAUGUAAGCAACCAUCCAAUGAUUUAUUGAAGUUUAUUUCCCUCUGCUUCAUGUGGAUUUCUUUUCAUCAAUCACCUAAAUUUGCUAUUUUAAACUUUAUUUUCUCAAGAAGAAAUGAAUGGAAAAUCACCAGAAUUGCUAGAGCUGUGCACAAAAACUAUAAGGAUAAAGAAAGAGGUUGUAGUUCAAAGGUCAGGAGGUGAUAAAAGUUAAAUUUCAGGCUAAGCUGUUUGUCUAUUGUCAAAGAGAAAUAUGGUAUAAAAUGAAACAUGGUACCAAUAGAAAUAUAUUUUUGUUCAGUGAAAAUAAACAUCUUGUCGUAUAGAGUUAAAGUGUUGUUCAAAACAUGGGCAUGCAUUCUAGACCUGAUAGCCGUCCCUGGACACUAUCAUGUUUUCUGGGAUCAGUCAGGCGGAACCAGUGUCGUCAGGUAGGAGUGUCAAAGACUUCCUACGGUAUCCGUCGGUGUAUUGAUCACAUCAGCGGUUUUAUGUGACAGACUGAUGGAUGUACUGGUGAAAACACAGGAUAUCUAAGGCUAACUAUUUGUUUGACAUCUCUGUUCGUCAUCAAACGCCAUCGCAAAUAUAAUACAAAGACAUGUCUACUUGGAGGUUCUUUUGAAUUUAACAAUGGCAUUAUUGUUUGUUCUGACACUAUGUCAAAAUUAGAUAAAUACAGUGGUGUUUGCUGAAAUAUAAGAACUAUACAAUUUGUUUUAUUAUACCUGGCCGAUACCAACACAUAUUUCAAUCUUUGUAAUUCUAUGAAUUUACAUUGUCCACACCUAGAAAUGAUAAUGGUCACAAGAAGUCGCCUCCGUAAUUGAAAUAAAAUCAUGCUAACUGCUACAUGUAGUUAAUGUCAACAUUACAUUUAUGAUGUCACAUCAUAAA
This is a messenger RNA of Mizuhopecten yessoensis (Yesso scallop), 6031 nucleotides long. Its product is annotated as AP-3 complex subunit beta-2-like. The record is from RefSeq and is a predicted model, not a curated record. Gene Ontology annotation, cellular component: membrane coat; AP-3 adaptor complex. Gene Ontology annotation, biological process: intracellular protein transport; vesicle-mediated transport. Bases 81 to 3380 code for a protein of 1099 amino acids. The transcript has 26 exons. NCBI's taxonomy places the organism in Eukaryota, Metazoa, Mollusca, Bivalvia, Pectinida, Pectinidae.